AUGCCGCCAAAAGAACUGGAAAAUAGUAAUAGCCGGGAGGUUCAAUACGAUGCCUCCGGAAACAAGAUCAAUCCUUUCAUUCCUCAGUUCAUCUCCAACGCGCCAUGGUACAUGGACCAGGAUAAUACCGACGAUCCGGACGACUAUUUGAGGCACCAGAGGCUCGAUCCGGCUUUGCCGGUGGUCUCUCAUACCGAGCCUGUAGCAGGUAAAGGGAUUGUGGAGGAAGUGGUCCAGCACGUGCCCGCGGAGGUUAUUGUCAAAAAGUUUCCCAAGGGUUCGUGCAGCAACUGUGGUAGUAUGAAGCACAAGCGCAUGGACUGCCUCGAGCGCCCAAGAAAACAGCAGAAUUCGUCCACGGUGAGGCGAGCUGCCCCGCAUAUCUCGGUGAAGAGAAACGAGGACUACGACUCUAAGCGAGACCGCUGGUUUGGCUACGAUACCCAGGAUUGGGACGACAGGGCCAAGGUCUGGGAGGACAAGGAACUAGCCAAGGUGAGGCAGGAGAUUGCAGACAGAGUCAAGCUAGAGGAAGAGAAGUUCAGGAAAGCAAGUGCCACCUUUGACGAUUUCAGCUUGGAGAUGGCGGAGUUGGGGUUAAUUGACGACUUCCAGGUGGGCACCACCUACAGCACAGGUGCAACAGAUGAUACUCCCACAGAGCGAGCCAAGAAGACGAUCCGUGACCGCUACGACCAGCCAAGUUAUUUAUCCAACUUGGAAGACCCCUUGAGUUAUGAUCCCAAGUCCAGAAUCACUAUUGACAAGAACAAGGGCUUCAUUAACGACCGUAGCCAGUUUGUCAAGUAUCUCACGGGUGAGGCCGCUGAGUACGAGAGAACCAAACACUUUGCGUGGGAGAAGGACAAGCGACAGAGCAAACAACAGCAUCUUGAGCAAACGGCCGCUGCCUUUAUCGGAGGACUGGAAGACCCUGACGGCCCACAGGUCCCGGUGGCGGAUAUUAAUUUAAACCCAGAAGCUAGUCCUACCGCUGUCUUAUUAGCUGCCAAAAAGGCCCAGGAGGAGAAAGAACGGGUGAGACAGGAAAAGAAGCGGAAACUAUUGGAGAUGUAUGGAGGAGGGAAGCAUAUGAAGUAG
This is a messenger RNA of Babjeviella inositovora NRRL Y-12698, 1101 nucleotides long. It is a transcript of the gene SLU7, whose product is annotated as mRNA splicing protein. The coding region runs from base 1 to 1101 and encodes 366 amino acids. Gene Ontology annotation, biological process: mRNA splicing, via spliceosome. Gene Ontology annotation, molecular function: pre-mRNA 3'-splice site binding. Gene Ontology annotation, cellular component: spliceosomal complex. The transcript is spliced from 2 exons. NCBI's taxonomy places the organism in Eukaryota, Fungi, Ascomycota, Pichiomycetes, Serinales. The record is from RefSeq and is a predicted model, not a curated record.